AUGAUACGCAGAAGCCAUAAGAAGUCCCGACAGGGGUGUACACAUUGCAAGCGCAGUCACAAGAAAUGCGACGAAACCAAACCAUCAUGCGUCAACUGCACCAUCGCCAAUAAAAAAUGCUCCUAUAUUCAGGCCGCCAGUAAACCUAGUUCAAAUAGCCAGAGCCCCAAUAAUAAUGGACCGGGAAUCAGCUUCGUGGCUGAAGAUCUGGCUGGCUCUUCUGAUCAGAGAGUGUACAGUCACGCGACCGACCGGAAUCAGUCGGGGACGCCAGUACCUGCACCCCCUCGUCCCGAACCUUAUGUCAAUAUUCUCCAUCUGGAGCUGUACCAGAAUCUGAUUUCAGAGAAUGUUCCUACUUUCGGUGAUGAGACGUCGAAGGCUGAAUGGGUUGCUACCACAAAACGAUACACAUUCGAGUACCCGUACAUUAUGUACGAAUCCCUCGCCAUGUCAGCCUUCCAACUCAGUAUCAAGCACCCCUCCAAAUCCGCCAUCUACUUCGCCGAAUCAACAGCCUUGCAAGCCAAAGCACUAUCUCUCUUCAACGAAUCCUGCACCACUCUCACACAAGACAACACCGUCCCAGCAUUCCUUUUCGCCGCCAUCCUCGGCCUACAUUGCUUCUGCGAUACCUUCUCGAUGCCGAGUCCAGACCUCAACACCUUCCUAGACUGCUUAGUACAGUCCAUCCGACUUCUGAGAGGUAUCCAAGCCACGACCGGGACUUCCUGGGACUACAUCAGGAAUUCGGAUAUCAAGGUUCUGCUGGCUGACGAAGGCCAGGCUCUGGAGCACGAUGACAAAAUCACGUGUGCAUUUGAUAAUCUCAAAAUGAUAUUCUCUCAAUCUCACACCCUUUCCGCAUUCGAAGCCAAGGUCUACGGCGAAGCCAUUGACGGCUUAAUCAAGGUCUACAAUACCCAGCUGCCGAAUGGAGAAUCGCACAUUUUGCCGGACGCAAGAAUCGUCAUGUCCUGGCCCAUCAACGUCUCAGCUGAGUACACAGAACUGCUGCAUUAG
Molecule: messenger RNA, 1023 nt
Organism: Cadophora gregata
Lineage: Eukaryota; Fungi; Ascomycota; Leotiomycetes; Helotiales; Ploettnerulaceae
Exons: 3
Coding region: 1-1023 (340 amino acids)
Biological process (GO): regulation of transcription by RNA polymerase II
Molecular function (GO): zinc ion binding; DNA-binding transcription activator activity, RNA polymerase II-specific
Source: RefSeq, a predicted model, not a curated record